AUAUUGACACGAUACUUGUACAGACUUCAUUACGAGAAAAUUGACCAAAAAGGGGUGUAUUGUUUUACCAGAUUCAAAUAAUUUUCCAAACUCAGGAACAUGGAGAAGAGUUUUAUAAUAACAAUAAUCGUGGGAUGUGUUAUAGCAUCGUUUAGCAAUGCCGUGCGUAAUGUUGGAAAAAUUCCGUUGAAUUCAGCAGCAUUUGCGAACCUUUAUGAGAAUCCAAAUGCACGGUCUCCGGGUGAAAAAUAUGACUUGCUUUUAUCAACAUUCUCCGGAAAUCCUUUCACCUCAGGUACGGUCAAUCUUUACCGAGGAAUCGGACAGCAAAUUAAAAACCUCGGGAGUGUUCGGAAGGAAGUUCUUGCCAAUAGAAUGUCCUGGCCAAAUGAAGUAGCUGGUGUUCCAGAAAGCGUCUUUGGAAAGCGCAUGGUGGCCAUUCCAGACGGCUUCCUUGUACCGUUUAAAGACGACGGGUACAUUUACCUGGUGGAUAUCUCUGGGAGCACCCCCCAGGGGCCGUACAAACUGACUGACCACACGGAGGGUAAGUGGUUCUACCACCGCGUGGUGUGGAAGGAUAUGGACGGGGACGGGGAUCUGGACAUACUCACCUGUCGGGCCAGGGAACCGGUCUUCUCCAUCUUCUCCACAAAAGACACGGAACUACUUUGGUUAGAAAAUCCUGACACGCACCAAUACAGAUCACCAUGGAAACAACACGUCAUUACUCACGGACCCGACGUCUACUUCAGGAAUCUGAAAGUAAAUACGACUGAUGGAGUAUAUGACGUCAUCGUCACGACAGAAUUUUUUGCAAAAAAGCUGAGCGUUCAUUGGACCACUGAUAGCAUGAACAGAUGGAACGACUUAUCAAAGGUACAUUCUAGAACAGUAGAUACUACAGCCGGGGCUCUGUUUGACGUAGAAAUUAAUGACGUCAAUGGUGAUGGACGAGAGGAUCUCCUCGUGGUAUCCAAUGGCAUGAACGGAAGUGUACUGGUUUACGAAAUUCCCAGCGAUUUCCGAACAGGCAACUUUCCGAGGCACACGAUAGCGACCAACUUUGUCCCUCGGUCGACGGGUCAAGGAAAGGGAGCCCCAGGGUCAGCGUUCUGUAUCCGAUCUCGGUCCUCCGACAGAAGUUCUCGUCCCAUGAUCCUUGUGUCUGGAGACGACGAUGGACGGGCCUACUUCCUGGAACCCAACAGUAACUCGACCAAAGACUGGUCCUACACCAAAAACGUGUUUCACGACGCCGGAAGCGGAACUGUAGGACAAAUUGCGUACGCAGACGUCGACGGAGACGAUUUUGUUGACCUCUUUGUUCCUAACUUUAAUCUAAAUGAUAUAUCAAUUUAUACAUUUGCGCCUUCUGAACAAAUCCCCUUUGGUUAUUAGUACUAUUCUGUGAUGUAACGUUUCGUAAGAAUUUUAUUUUGGUGUCAUUCCAUGUUUAGUGUCCAGUACUUGUACUGAUAAGAAACAUCGUGAUAGUCAAAUUCUUCAGUACAUGUAUGAGGAAAAUUCCACUUGAAAAACAUUACAUGAACUCAUUUUAUGUUGUUGUUUUGUUUUAAAUACAUGUUACUUAUAAAUACAUGUUGUACUAUAUGUAUGGUAUGAACUCAUUUGUUUAACCCAAUUAAAACAUAUGUGCAACUUCUA
This is a messenger RNA of Magallana angulata, 1668 nucleotides long. RefSeq lists its product as uncharacterized. The record is from RefSeq and is a predicted model, not a curated record. Lineage: Eukaryota; Metazoa; Mollusca; Bivalvia; Ostreida; Ostreidae. Bases 100 to 1401 code for a protein of 433 amino acids. The transcript is spliced from 6 exons.